This is a messenger RNA of Trypanosoma conorhini, 414 nucleotides long. RefSeq lists its product as uncharacterized. The coding region runs from base 1 to 414 and encodes 137 amino acids. The transcript has a single exon. NCBI's taxonomy places the organism in Eukaryota, Euglenozoa, Kinetoplastea, Trypanosomatida, Trypanosomatidae. The record is from RefSeq and is a predicted model, not a curated record.
AUGGAGCCACUGCCGCGCGACCGCCCUGCGGUGUCGGAGGCCGCCCCUCCCACGCAUCGUGCCCGGACGGCGCUGCUGGAGCAGUUGCGGGAUUUGCACAGGCAGGAGCAGCAGGGACAGGGAGAAGGCGGUCAUCUCGCCCCGGCGAAGAGAGGACCGCAAGCAGAGGAAGCCAAUAGCAACGAAAGCGAUAGUGAGGAUGAUUCGAAUGAUGCGGCUCCCAUGGCGGUGCGGUUCGUGCGUGCAUGUCCGCCACUCACUGACCCCACAUGGGCGAUGGAAGAGUUGCUGCGGAUAGACCCGCAUGUGGCGCUAUGGACGGGCACUGGCUUGUCGAAGGCCGUGUGGGCGCCUCCCGGGAGUGGUCACUGCCCCUUUGGGACCACGGAGGCCGACUUCGUACGCCACCGCUAA